Messenger RNA from Ochotona princeps (American pika), 975 nucleotides. RefSeq names its product podocalyxin-like protein 2. NCBI's taxonomy places the organism in Eukaryota, Metazoa, Chordata, Mammalia, Lagomorpha, Ochotonidae. The coding region runs from base 229 to 975 and encodes 248 amino acids. The transcript is spliced from 4 exons. The record is from RefSeq and is a predicted model, not a curated record.
GUGUUGUGGGUAGAGGAACCAGGAUCCCCUGCCGAGGAGCAGUGAAGGUGGUUUGGGUGGGGAUGUGGAGGGCUGGCCGGUCAUGGGCCACUGGGGAAGGUCUCUGCAAAGGCAGCAACCAGCACCCAUUAGCCUUGAGACGGGAUCAGAGCAGCCAUGGCUUCUGGGCCAUCCCUGGGGCCCCUCCCAGCCUGACACCUACCCUGAUGCCUAGAACGCCUACUGAAGAUGCCCCAGGACCACAUCCAGGAGUUCCUGCAGGUGACUCUCAAGCAAGCCUGGGACCAGGAUGACAACAUCAUUGUCAAGCACCUUCAAGCUUCCAAGAGGGAUCUGGCCAAGCGACAAUGCCUCCUGCCUCCCCAGGCAAUGCCUGGCCAGUCCUGCAGCCUGGAUCAGCAGCCUGUCAAUGUCCCUGAGCAGCCAGUUCCUGCCCCCACAACACUGCAGGGCACGGAGUCAGCUCAGGCCCCGGAGCCACUGUGCCCACACCCUGAAUCCUCAGCACCACUCGCUGAGACUCCCCCCGUGGAACCAGCCACGUUUCGCCCCGUCUGUGGAAAAGAUGAAGAGGAGGAAGAGGAGGAGGAGGAGGAAGAGGAGGAGGAGGAGAAAUGCACUGCCAAUGAAGAGCCCUCAGAAGCCCAGCUGCAGCAGUUGCCUCAGGAUCCUGGUGAGUGGCCAGAGGCACCCGGGCCCCCAGCUCCAGGCACAGACCUGCUGACCGACCCCGGUGUCUGCACUGCCCUGCUGGGGAAGGACCACUAUGGGGAUGCGGCUGAGUAUGCUGUGGAGGAAGGGCAGCAGCCCGAUGUCACGGGAGAUACUGUGACCGCCGGGGCAGGACGCCAGGGAGGCUGGGGGACCAGCGAGCAGCAGAGGGCUGUAGGAUGGCAGGCUCCCACAGAAGGAUCCGUCCAUGGACAGUCAGCAGCCCCAGACCGCGAUGCAGUCCCAGAGAAAGGGGUCCAGUAG